Periconia digitata is the source of this 2407-nucleotide messenger RNA. The record is from the annotation of a GenBank genome assembly. NCBI's taxonomy places the organism in Eukaryota, Fungi, Ascomycota, Dothideomycetes, Pleosporales, Periconiaceae.
CUGCUCGGCAACGCUCUUCUCUUAUUACCUAGACUCGCCACGGUCGCCAUCAUGGACUACCUGACAGGUCUUGCAACCGAGCUACAGGCACAAAUCCAGGAAUGUCUGGCUCUGCGCGAUGCCUGUGUGUUGCGGCUAGUAAGCAAGACCUUCAAUGAACUUGUGCUUGAAAGGAUCAUCGCCAGCUGCAAAAAGAAUGGGGCUGUGAUACACGUCAGCCUCACGCCUCAUGAUCUCCAAGUUCUUGAGGCGGUUAUGGCCAAUCCCGCAAUCGCUCAGUGCAUCAAGUACAUCGACAUCUGCUGUAUCUACUUCGAUAGCUUCGAUCCUUCCAGGGAACCUCCAAUAUCUUUGAAAUAUGGGGAAGCAUAUCACGAAGAGAACGUGUUCAGUCCAUCAUUGCAGAAAAUGAAGGAAGAGUACGGCCAAGCCUGUAACACGAACAUACCCAUUGUACGUUGUUUGAAAGAGACAUUCCACCGCCUUGCUACCUUGAGUAACAUCUCUGGGAUCGAGAUUCGCAUGGGCUGCACCAUUAGAGAAAACUCACCCAAAAAUUUACCAAUGGGCUUGCAGAAGAAGCUUCAAGCCAUGUCCAUCGACGGUCGCUCCAUCGACUCUACGGAGCAUCUUCGCCUGUUGAUGCAUGUAUUAGCACAACAAACCUUUGCCGUUGACUGGGCCCUACAUAUCGUCAUGUGGGGCGUCUAUCUUAGCAAUUAUAAAGAGAAAAACAUCAACCUCUUACUACAGGGUCAUAUGGCCGGCGAAGACGUCAAAAGGCAACAUGAUCUAUGCCAGACACUAUCAAAGCUCGUCGGGCCUCUUGGAGAUAUCGAAAUUGAGGGCAAUCUAGACCUACAAGAAUGGCAACUCCAACUCAGCAAGAUGACUUCACGUUUCUUGACCAUGAAGAUGCCCCCACAAGUAGACCACAAUCUACUGAUUUUAGGUCGCGCAAUCAAUACUAUUACGUGGCUGGACCCAUCCAGUAGACUCGUAGACCACGAGGACUAUUAUCGAUUGCUUGUUUACCAUCUUGGGGUCCGGGAAAAUUCUCUCAGGCAUUCGAAGAUCGUCAAAACACUCUACGCCGCGUCUAAAACAUCCAAAGAUAUUUUAUUUCGCGUAGAGGGGAACAAUACAUAUCUUUCAUGGAAUCCUUAUCUGACAGAGGUAGAUGACCUGCCCUUCCAAAAGGUGGCGCGGCUUGAGAUUUCCGGCUCGUUCCUCCCAGGUCCAAUGUUUCUGGAAAGCACCCGGAAGUUGGAACAUCUCUCGCUGAAGAAUUGCGGAAUAUCCGGGCUUGAUGACUGGAGUAGCGUUUUCAAAGAACUUCGUAAAAGGAGCGGAUUCCUGGAAUACCUACAACUCGUGAACUUGACACAGUCUAGUGUGUUGUCCUGGUCCUCAGUUGAUACAACAAGCGCGACAACCGGAAUAGUUGCAAAAGGUCACGUCAACGUGGAGCGCAUACUUGAAGGUUUAAACGAAUACUAUGAGAUCAUGCCAGACCCUCAUAAUGGGGGUCGGGUAUUCGUAGCCUUUAGAUAAGACGGUGACUAUUUUCCUUGGUACGUACAUCACAUUUGUGCGGACACCCCGUGCCACCAGCACAUAUUGCAGCGUUUAUGAACCGGCAUAGAUCAUACUAACUUUCCGUCUUAGUUUCAAGCGAGGACAUCGCAGAUGGUCAUAACCUUUCACCUAUUCUGAAUCCGUUGCACGUUGGGAUUUGUGGAUCUUCAGAGACGUGCAUAAAGGGCAAGGCAAAAGCGUCGACCAGGGAUCGAGCGUUACAAAAGGAGUCGGAGUUAGCGUCUGUGGCAUAUCAGUACAGGAAACAACAAGCUUUUUGUACGACUGAAGGUAGCUUCAAGGAGAAAAAAUGAUCUCCUCCUCGGCAUAAUGAGAUAGCUCUUAUUCCCAAGGUUACAGACUGCAAAGCUUGCAAUCAAACCCAUCAACUGAAUCAUUAUACUCAUGGCACUUGAAUUGAACUUGAAUUCGCAUUUCAUCGACCUGAUAUUUCAUUGAUGUGUCACAUCAAAUAUGAAUGUCCGUCGGCGUGUCCAUGUCGAACAGAAUCAUCAUCCAUUUUUCCAAACGCUUAGCUGCGUCGCGUUUCUUCAUUGUCCCCCCAUUCGCUCUCAAUUGCCCAACGCUACAGAUUACGGAGACUCAGGGUGAUAUGAGGACCAUAGACUUCCUGUCCGUAUGAUUGAGUUGCACAUCCUUAGUCGCACUUCUGGAAAAACGCUCUUCUUCCAUAAAGUCAUUCGUCAUGAUCCUUACGCCGACUGCUCCGAGAGACGUUGCGUAAACACGCAAACAAAGCGUGUCAAUGCACUUCUGCCGUUCAUCAGUGGGAUAUGCUGUCGAUUGCAGAAGACCGAUCUGCCUCUAA